This is a messenger RNA of Zychaea mexicana, 1705 nucleotides long. RefSeq lists its product as uncharacterized. The record is from RefSeq and is a predicted model, not a curated record. The transcript has 6 exons. The coding region runs from base 145 to 1425 and encodes 426 amino acids. NCBI's taxonomy places the organism in Eukaryota, Fungi, Mucoromycota, Mucoromycetes, Mucorales, Lichtheimiaceae.
GUAAUACCUUCGAUAUCCACCGUUGAGCAACAUUGCUUCAACUCUCACGUUACAUAUGAGCGUACGACAUUUGACUUUGUGCUCGAUUUUAUAGAUCUACCUGUCUCUUUCAUACGGCCCACACAAAAAAAAAGACAUAGAUAUAUGGCUUUAGAACUGACAUCCCAGUCCUUGGAGCGCCAUUGCUAUGGCAACAUAUGUCACUGCGAUUGGCGCGUAACCAUCCAGGAUUGCGUUGAGAGCGUGCCAAUGUGGCAUGUACACCUGUGGAACAUCAUACUCUCGGCAUUAGCGGUUGUUGUUGGAAGUGCGCUGUUGGUUUACAGGCUGUUCGUGAGGGGACAUACACUUUGGAGCCAAGCUGGAGUUACUCGCGGGCUUUUACGACCGAAGCCUAUCGACAGCAUGAUCCUUUUAUUUUCAAUGUUUAAUACUCUUCGAAUGUUGACAAGCAUAAUAUUGGUUGCGGAUGUUGCACCAGAGAACAUGCUCGCACGAUCAUUCCUAUUCGAGCUGCCAUGGGUCUUCGGAUUGUCAGGUCUGCUGUUUUACUUUAUUGGAAUAGCACAGGCUAUUUCUCAGAGUCACUCAGCUUCGGGAUGGCUUCCUUCUGCCUCAGUCAUUGACAUUUUUGGCUUUUCGGCUUUGAUCAUUCCGUUUCUUUGUAGUUGGUCGUUUACACUAGCGUUGGGUGCGCUGGCCAAAACCGAUCUAGCGACCUCUGAAUUGCUGAUGAGCAUAAACUAUGGUCUGUGGGCAUUAUGGACUGGCGGUACGGGUACCAUUAUUUUCGUUGCUGGUCUCCGGCUCGUACGUAUUUUGACAGAGCACCACAAAAAAUACCGCAAUAGUCCAACCUGGGCAGAUAUCAAGGCUGGUAUUUUCAAACUGCGGAUGAUGGCGCUCACUUUGGCACUAUGUCUCUGGAGUUUUGGAACCUUGUUGCUUUGCUAUGCCAUCUUGCGAUAUGAGAUCAUCAGGACAACUGCGGCAAGCAUAUUCCUUGGUGUUCUUUGGAAUCUUUUGGCAGUAGUAACAACACUAUUGUCUUUCGUGCUGAUUAUUUUCGAUCCUCACAAGAGUCAGAACCCUGCUUUACGAACACGAUCUGCAGACGAAACAACAGGAGAAAAUUUUACAGCAUCAACAACACAGCCUGACGGAAGGCUCGAAUCGACCACAUUAGAUGGCGGUACGAUGUCUCGGUUCACUGACGACAACGAUGUGAUCCUCAACGCUUUAAAGAACACGGACCAAAUCUUGCAGCAAAAUGAAAAGAGAAAGCAAUCAAACGAAAACGGAAACGGAGACGGAUCCGGAAAUACAAACAGCAAUUUUUUCAUGAACAAGAUAAAACCAAAAAAGCGAGAAUCAACCACAUCGUUUUCUUCCAACGUGGAGCUCACGUCGUAUGAAGCUCGUUGAUAAUAAUUUGGUUUCACUAUAACUUGUUAGACACACAUCAUGUACGCCCUUUAAAGUAGUAUCGCAAAUAUUUAUUCCUUAAAAUUUCUAGAAACUUUAUGCUAUUUUAACAGAUAGUGCUGUAUACCUUCACACACUCAUUCAUUCGAUACAAUCACUGCGCAACUUCCCUUUUACUUCUUAUAUAUCCCAGCUUUUCUGCACCUUGCUUCACUAUUCAUUGCACGGUGUUGUAUAAACGAUUAAUUUUCUCUUACUUAUAAUGUCUAUUUGUUCACAG